Molecule: messenger RNA, 1107 nt
Organism: Ictalurus punctatus (channel catfish)
Lineage: Eukaryota; Metazoa; Chordata; Actinopteri; Siluriformes; Ictaluridae
Gene: cart3
Product: cocaine- and amphetamine-regulated transcript 3
Exons: 3
Coding region: 72-437 (121 amino acids)
Biological process (GO): positive regulation of MAPK cascade; negative regulation of appetite; cellular response to starvation
Molecular function (GO): neuropeptide hormone activity
Source: RefSeq, a predicted model, not a curated record
AGGUGGAGCAAACGCAACCACAGACAGAGACAGAUAUAAAUUGAUGGCAUCGUUGGGAAGCACAUGAGAAGAUGAAGAGCAUGCAGAGCUGCAGAGUGUGUGUGAUGGUGUGCGCCGUGCUGCUGUCCUGCGCCUCUGGCAAUGAAAUUUACCAUCUAGAUGACGAGGAGGCGGUGGAUAUAGACAGGAGAGCCCUGAGGAACUUCUACCCUAAAGAGCCUAAUUUAACCAGCCAGAAAGAGCUUCUUGGGGCUCUGCAUGAUGUUUUGGAAAAGCUGCAGAGCAAACGGAUCUCAAUUUGGGAAAAGAAGUUUAGCCGAGUUCCCACGUGUGGGGUCGGGCAGCAGUGUGCCAUGCGGAAAGGCUCGCGUAUCGGCAGGAUGUGUGACUGUCCGAUCGGAGCGGCUUGCAACACCUACCUGCUCAAGUGCUUAUAAUCAUUCCAUUACGUCCACUUGGAAAUGGAUUCAUUAAAUGAAUUUAAUUUUGAGUUCAUUCACGUUUUCGAUGUACAUAUGUACAUUUUGUGUGUCAUCAUUGUUUUAAUGAAACCCCAUAUCCAUGAAUUUAUUUCGUUAUAUAAUAUAAUGUAAUAAUAAAGUUAUUAAAGUGCGACUGAGUUGCAAACACUUGUCCAAUAUUUUUCUUUGGAAUAAUGAUGUUCCCAUGCAUGAUGUUGAUUCAUUUAACACACAUCAAUCCUUAAUUAAAAAUAACUGGAUAUAGCUUUAGUUUUCAAAGCAGCAGCUGAUUAUGAAACAAGGAGUCACACAGCAUGAAAAGGGACACCAGCAGUGAGCGAGAGACGCUGUCAUAACACAUCUAGGACAUUUUGAUUGAUGUCUUACAUCUAAAUCUGAUCCUUUAAUCGUAUGUAAUGCAGGAUAUGUCUUUGUAGAGACACUUGUCCAGUCACCAUAAAUGAUUUGCUUGUGAAAGCUUUAACUGACUCUAAACUCAUGAGUUUGCAUCCCAGAGGAGAGGAUUGAAAGGCACAGAACUUUCACAGUCUGUCUCUGCAUAAAUAAAGCGUCCCUCCGAGGCUCCCAUUUGUGAAGGUCAGCACAAAACCACCCUUCAUCACGUACAUCAAAAUUGCGUCAACUG